AUGCUUUAUAAGCUCUUUCUUAUUCUGGUUUUGCUGCAAGUUGUUGCUGUAUUAAAAUCCGACAGAACGAAAGUUAGCGCUGCGCCGGAAAGUUCCAAAGCUAUAGCUGCUCGUGGAAUGAAAUAUGCUAGGACCAACGAAACUGUUUCCGCUGUGACUCUCAAAGCCAGUAAAGCUGGUGCUGCGAUGAAACAGCCUAACGCCAAGAGAGGUGAUUUUACUGUCAAAACCAAGGCCGAUGGGAAUUAUGCUGUUCCGGAAUCUCGCAAGACCCAGGGAUCUCGCCGCGUUUCAAAACAAGCAUUAGCUGAGGUAGGUAGAGAUAACACAAAAGACAAUGCUGUAAACAGUGCCAUCAAAAGUGCAAUGAAGAAACCAGGAAUACGAUGA
This is a messenger RNA of Cylicocyclus nassatus, 390 nucleotides long. The record is from the annotation of a GenBank genome assembly. Lineage: Eukaryota; Metazoa; Nematoda; Chromadorea; Rhabditida; Strongylidae.